AUGGAUAUCUUCAGGAUGGCGAUGCAAGUGAUGUACCAGCAACCACAAAUGAUGAGUAGCGGCGUGGUGCAACAACGUAAAAUGUACGACUUGAUAACAGACCACAACCAGCCGCUAACAGGACCCCAGUACAACAACACCAACUACUCCUUGUUUGGGAUCCAGGACCAGACCCCGGAUCAUCUCCAGAACUACAACACUGUCCUCCACCCCAUCAAGUGCGAGCAACAGCCUCAGCAGCAGCAGCAGCAACAGCAGCAACAGCAGCCGCCCCAACAGCAGCAGCAGAACUGGGCACCAAGGAUGUCGACCCAGGCCCCACAGAUGCCCCAGAUGCCGGCUGUGCAGCAGGUUCCCCAACAGUCCCAACCUGACCAGGUCUCAAACGGAGGAGACUCUAACCGUCACACUCCCUCCACAUCCUCUUCUCCUAAGGAGACUGAUCUGACCAGUAUUUGGAGCACUGAUCCCAGUGGGGUCAAUGUGUCGCUUAGCAACGUCGUCAACGUGUCACUUAGCAACGCGCUUAGCGAGAAACUCAACAUCAAGAACGACAACAUGACCCCCGGACCCAACCCUCCUUCCACCGGGAUCAACAACAUGGCCAGUCUCAACACUCUGGCCAAUAUGAACCGGCUCCAGGCUUCCCUAAUGUCCAUGAAACCGAACAUGAUGUCAAACAUGAUGCUUGGACAGAUGCCAGCCCUGGACCCCAAGCUAAGCAUGCUUCUAGAACAUGCUCCUAGAUGGAUGGCUAACAACUCUCUUAACGGACUCAUGCAGCCCUCCCAGUUCAUUCAGCCCAAUCACAUGGGUAUUCCCGGGCUUAUUGACACCGGUGAUAGGAACCAGUACAACCACAUCGACGACAAGCAAGAUGCAGUGGUGACGUGGUGCGGAGAGUUACCUCCCAGAAGGUACAAGACACCCACCUACAGCUGCAAAGUCUUCCUAGGGGGUGUACCUUGGGACAUCACUGAAGUGGGUCUGAUUGCCUGCUUUGAGAAGUUCGGUAGUCUGAAGAUUGAGUGGCCAGGAAAGGAUGACCGUCACAACAGACACCCGCCAAAAGGUUACGUUUACCUGAUUUUCGAUUGUGAGCGGUCAGUCAAGAAUCUACUGAUGGAGUGCACCCAGGAGUAUAGCGGUGGUUUUAUUGAUUACUACUUCAAAGUCUCCAGCAAACGAAUGAGGAGCAAAGAGGUACAAGUUAUCCCGUGGGUCUUGUCAGACAGCAACUCAGUAGUGGGCACCUCUCAACAGCUGGAUAUGUGCAAAACAGUGUUCGUUGGAGCGCUUCACGGUAUGCUGAACGCUGACGGUCUGGCCUACACCAUGAACGAGCUGUUCGGGAAUGUCGUGUACGCAGGGAUUGAUACCGACAAGUACAAAUACCCUAUCGGGUCUGGACGUGUCACUUUCAGCUCCCAUGACAGCUACUUUAGAGCCAUUCAAGUGAACUUUGUGGAGAUUAAGACGCCCAAAUUCACCAAGAAGGUUCAAAUAGAGCCAUACCUGGAAGAUAGCAUCUGUAACACGUGCAACAGGAACCCUGGGCCACUCUUCUGUCGCAGCGUCUGCUGCUUCAAGUACUUCUGCCAGCAGUGCUGGGCUUGGCAUCACUCCCUCGACCACCUCCGAUCCCACAAACCUCUUACCCGGAACAGCAAGACUGGCCAAACUCGCAUCCUGUAAAUCGUGACUGACAAUGCCUCGCGCCGUUUGUGUGCACGUGCAGUAAUCACCAUGUGCUGGUAACAGGUAUGUAUGCCGGUGUUUCCAUGCACAGGUGAUGUGCACGUGUGCUUUGUGCAGUUAAUGCACAUGAAACGUGCGCACGUUUGAAUAAUGUGGGUUUGUCAUCAUGCUCGCUUGGUGUUCUGCUGCGCGCAGACUUGCCUGGAACUGUACUAUUAGGUUAUUUUAACUUGACUAACUUAGUGGAAGAAGAAGUAUAAAGCUUACCUAAUCGCGUGGGGCGCUGUGUCACUCAAUCAAUCGUCUAAUAUUGUCAUGGUAACAAUUAUUUUUGCUAUGACAACGUUGCGCGACAAUUCGUAUGACCGUGCCUCGCGCUGACAUAAUCUAAAGAUCCUCGGAACGUCCAAUUUUUAAAACAUCUCCUAUGGUGCUAAUGUUCUAUUCUGUAGAGUUAUUUGCUCCCCCAACAGCUUCUCAUUGAUUACAGUUUUCAUUUUUGUAUAUGUUGAAAAUUUUAAUGAAAUCAGGUCUACAUGCCUGUUUUUAUAUUUUAAAAGGUUAACAGAAAUUUUAAAUCCUUUGGAAAGUAAAAUACUUUUUCAUUUAUUGAAGCAAAGUUUUAGCUGUAAUAAAAUUGCAUUUUUCUAUAUAUAGCCUUAUUAUUUUAAUGCUUGGUUGUCAUGAUUGGUUACUAUCAACCUAGUGACUUCACGUGGGAUACAUGGCAACCUGGCAUGAAGUGGGAUUUUGUGUGUUUUCACAAACGUUAGCGAAGGAGUAAAUCCUCCUGUGUUUUUAAACUGUUUGUCUGAUUUAUCUUGGCACCAAAACAAUGAUAUGUUAUAUAUUACCAGCGGUUACCAUGGUGACGCGCGUCGCGCAGUGUGCAUGAUUGUCAUUACCAUGGUGCCGCUCUGGUUACCGGUACUUUGGUCGUUUUUAUAAUGAAAUAUUCUAGCACGUGUUCGGUUUUUAAAAGGAUAUAAUCUAUUAUACAACAGUCUUAUUGUUAUUUUAAUAUUAUUUUGGUUUGUUGGUUAUUUGUCCAUGUUGUACUCGGGCACUGUUAAUCGAGAGUAUAUAGUUUUUUAAUCAAAUCCGGAGCAUCUUGUUAAUAAUAUUGAUAUAAUAAUAAACUUGGCCUCUCUCUCUCUCUCUCUUACUUUGAGUGUUAUAGGAUUGAUCUCGAAUAAAUAACCGCACUCAAGGUUUUUAUUAACCUAAUGAUUUCAGAAGUUUAUAAAGCUCAGUAUUUUUAACCUCUCUUUUAAAUGUACCCCGAACCACGUAAUAAGCAUGAUAUAAACGCUUUAUGAUGAACAUAUUUUUAAUUUUGGCUAUAUAUUAAAUGUAAUAUUAAUUUUUGGAAUAUUUUUAAAGAGUCUACUUUGGGAGAGAAUAUGAAGAUGAAGCGAGUUUAGCUGAUCGUGGCUAUAACAAUAUGAAUAAGGUUACAUGUAAAGAUACCAGUUACCUAAGGUUUGGAGUCUUGUUGCUUUGAUCCAGAGUAGCCUAAUCACACUGUACCGUUAAAAACCGCUAUGAGCGGUAUCGACUAUAAUGUUUAGCUCUGUGUAUAGAGUGUAUGUGUGCAGUGUUACCAUGGUUAUGAUGGAUAAAAGUACCUGACGAGACAAAUUAAUUACCCUUCUUACUACAAGCGGUUAAACAUCUAUUUGCUAUAUAUUAUUAAGUGUGUUUUAAUGAUUUUCUUUUUAAAGAAUGUUUUUAAAUAAUAUUUUACAGGCUUUGAGUUAACAGCUAACCGCUUACCUAGGUAACCGCUAACCUAGAACGCUUUAACUGUUUCCUGCCUGUUACGGUAAUGCCAUAUUUAACAUUUUUUUGGGUUUUAGAAGUUAUAUGCAGGGCAUCCACCACGUGUACCUGUUCAAAGUUAGUUAUGAUACAUUUUCUUUUAAGUUUGCCACGUGCACCUAUGUGCACCCCAGGCCCCGAUGGCCCUCUCCGAUUGAUAAUGAUGUUCUGAACGGCUGGUUUUGUUCCCAAGGAACCGUGAUUCCUGCAAUAGGAUGCCGAUGAUAUAUGAGCUACUGCGUUUUGUGUGUCUAGUGAUAUUUAAUUAAUAUAUAAAGUGCGUCCCGGUGAAUAUUUAUUUGUGUAGUUAUGGUGUAACGAACGAUAUCAAGCUCUUCAGUUGUCCGGACUACUUUCUCAAGAAGCUAGUUCCGGCAACUACGCCUGAUUACCCACGUUUUAAGCCUUUAUUUGUUUUUUAAUCUUUUGGAGUUUUGAGAAAAACGUAUAUUGUAUUUGUGACUGUGUUUGAGUGUGCGCGGUGUUGAAAACAACACGAGCCUGCAGUUUUACAAGCUUUUCCGCGUUGUAAAAUAGUGAAAUUAACUACUUUCAUAAUGUACGAUCCUGGUGGUUACACGGUAACUUCUCCGUGAUUGUUUGACUUAGAAGAAUACGUGUUUUCGAGUAUUACCCUUAUAUUACCUGAUAAUAAUAAUAAUAUGAGCCAUAAUCUCAUGAUUCUUUCGUAAGAACCCAACAUGUUGGUAUUAAAUUUUUUCCAAUCUAAAAACCUCGUAAUGACAAAUUGUUCCUAUCUGAAAGCCUUUUACUGGCUCUGUCCCUGCCUACUAUACCUGACUAUGGCUCUAUUGUCUUGGUUCUAGCGUUUGUCCCUGCCUACUAUACCUGACUCUAAUGUCUUGGUUCUGGCGUUUGUCCCUGCCUACUAUACCUGACUCUAUUGUCUUGGUUCUAGCGUUUGUCCCUGCCUACUAUACCUGACUCUAAUGUCUUGGUUCUGGCGUUUGUCCCUGCCUACUAUACCUGACUCUAUUGUCUUGGUACCCUAUUUUAUUUUAUUAUACAGUGUGUACAUACUAUGCAGGAUGGCGUACGUUAGUUUUAAUUUUGUAUCUAUGUAAUAAUAUUUGUAUGUAGGUAAGAUGGAUUAGUUAUGAUUUAUUCCAAAA
Molecule: messenger RNA, 4652 nt
Organism: Bolinopsis microptera
Lineage: Eukaryota; Metazoa; Ctenophora; Tentaculata; Lobata; Bolinopsidae
Product: cytoplasmic polyadenylation element-binding protein 4-like
Exons: 9
Coding region: 1-1695 (564 amino acids)
Biological process (GO): negative regulation of cytoplasmic translation
Cellular component (GO): neuron projection; synapse; cytoplasm
Molecular function (GO): ribosome binding; mRNA 3'-UTR binding; mRNA regulatory element binding translation repressor activity
Source: RefSeq, a predicted model, not a curated record